GGUGCGGUCUGAUUGGCCGGGCCUUACAGCCAAUGGCAGCAGCCGUUGCGGAGCUUCUCAGUGAGAGUGAAGAGGAUUGAAGAUGGGAGGAGUGAAGCUGGAGAUAUUCCGGAUGUUACUUUACCUGUCGUUCCCUGUGACAGUGUUUUGGAUCUCCAAUCAAGCAGAGUAUUUUGAGGAAUAUGUAGUCAAAAGAAAGAGAGAGAUCUAUCCGCCAGAAGAGAAGAUGCGUCGGAAAGAGUUGGAAGACUUCAAGGAACGAAUGAGGGAGAAGCGAGAACAGAAACUACUGCAUCACCUAGAAACCCAGAAAAUGCAGGAAAAGUGAGCGUCAAUACUGCAGAAGCUGCCUGCAUUUAUCACCAGAUCUUCAAUUAAUUCAAGUGUUGGAACUUUGAAAGACUAUUUUUCUCUCUGAGAAGCUUUAUUAGCUGUUAAUUAUUAUAUAAAAAUCAUUUUGUAUAUGA
Carcharodon carcharias (great white shark) is the source of this 467-nucleotide messenger RNA. RefSeq names its product protein PET100 homolog, mitochondrial. Gene Ontology annotation, biological process: mitochondrial respiratory chain complex IV assembly. Bases 83 to 328 code for a protein of 81 amino acids. NCBI's taxonomy places the organism in Eukaryota, Metazoa, Chordata, Chondrichthyes, Lamniformes, Lamnidae. The transcript has 4 exons. The record is from RefSeq and is a predicted model, not a curated record. Gene Ontology annotation, cellular component: mitochondrion; mitochondrial inner membrane.